Molecule: messenger RNA, 953 nt
Organism: Pelodiscus sinensis (Chinese soft-shelled turtle)
Lineage: Eukaryota; Metazoa; Chordata; Testudines; Trionychidae
Source: RefSeq, a predicted model, not a curated record
UUUAUGACCAUUACUAGCACUGGUUACCAUGGCAACAAGGCUAAUGACAAUGACAGAGACCGGGUUUCCUGGGUGGGUCCCCCAUACGGGGGUGGCAUGAGGCAUGGGCUGGGAGCCCGGACUCUGGGGUUCUCUGCUGGCCGGGGGAGGGGAAUGGAUUAGAGAUGGGGCCAGGACUCAUGGGCUCUGGAGUCAGCUCUGGGGGAGGGAAGCCUAGCGGUCAGAGCAUGGGUGCCUAGCAUGGAGAAAUGAGAAAAACCCUCAGUGGCUCCAAGCUCUGCCCAGCGGGUCCAGUCUACGGGACCUCCGACGGGAACCCAUCGCUGCCGGGAAACCAGACCCUCAGCUGCAGGGGCACCAUGGACCAAGGCAACCCCACCCUCCCAUCAACCACAGAGGCAAACUCCAGCCAGAGCCCAGCAGCUUUGAGCCCCGCUCACCUGGCCACGGCCGUGUUGCUCUUCAUCACCUUCCUGGUGGGUGUGGUGGGGAAUGGGCUGUACCUGUGGGUGCUGGGGCUGAAGAUGAGGAGGACGGUGACCACGCUCUGGUUCCUCCAUCUUCUUUCCUGCUACCUCCUCUUCACCCUGCUGAUCCCCUUCUUCGCUGUCUACAUCCUCCUGGGUUUCCACUGGGUCUUCGGCACGGCCAUGUGCAAACUCCUCAACACCUGCAUCUCCGUGGGCAUGUUCUCCUGCGUCUUCCUGCUCACCCUCAUCAGCCUGGACCGCUACAUCCUCACUCACCAUCCCGUCUGGUCCCAGAAUCACCGCACUCUGACCCAUGCUAGGAAACUUGUCGUGGGCGUGUGGCUGGUCUCCUUUGCUCUCAGCGCUCCCUACCUGGCUUUCCGGGAGACCCGCAUGGUGGAUGGGGGCAGAAUCGCCUGCGUCAACAAUUACAAUAUCUCCAGAAACUGGAAUGGAACCAAGAGAUGGGAUCUGGAGAGAGGG